This is a messenger RNA of Rasamsonia emersonii CBS 393.64, 2223 nucleotides long. RefSeq names its product Pyruvate carboxylase. Gene Ontology annotation, cellular component: cytoplasm. The transcript has 16 exons. Gene Ontology annotation, molecular function: ATP binding; pyruvate carboxylase activity; metal ion binding. The record is from RefSeq and is a predicted model, not a curated record. Gene Ontology annotation, biological process: pyruvate metabolic process; gluconeogenesis. Bases 1 to 2223 code for a protein of 740 amino acids. Lineage: Eukaryota; Fungi; Ascomycota; Eurotiomycetes; Eurotiales; Trichocomaceae.
AUGGACAAGUUGAAGGUCCUUGUCGCAAAGCGCGGCGAAAUCGCUGCUCGAGUGCUGCGGGCAGCUCAGGAGCUAUCCAUGGCUGAUCCUUUCCAGGUUCCCAGCAUAUGGGUUAUUCUUGUGCUAACUCCUUCUAGAGAUGCCUAUCUUGACGCUUCGAGAAUCGUUGAGAUCGCGAGACAGAAAAACGUCGAUCUCGUUCAUCCAGGGUACGGAUUCCUCUCGGAGAAUGCGUCGUUUGCGGCCCAAGUUCGCGAUGCUGGGAUGAACUUCGUUGGUCCCCCAACCGACGUAAUCAGAAAAAUGGGUGAUAAAGUGCUGGCUCGUGAGAUUGCACGAGCAUGUGACAUUCCGAUCAUCCCUGGCACCGACGGUCCAUUGCAAGACCUCCAACAGGCAUACGAUUUCGUCGCAAGGCAUGGAUAUCCGGUUGUCAUCAAAGCCAGUUUUGGUGGUGGCGGUCGAGGCAUGCGAGUCGUUCGCGAGGGUGACUCCCUGGAAGCAGCGGUGACUGCCGCAAGAUCGGAGGCUCUGAGUGCAUUUGGGAAUGAUGCCGUGUUUCUCGAACGAUUUUUGGAUCGGCCCAAGCACAUCGAGGUCCAGAUUCUAAGCGAUCGAUAUGGCAACCAUGUUCAUCUAUUCGAGCGCGACUGCAGCGUGCAACGGAAGCACCAAAAGGUGAUCGAAUUCGCGCCUUCUCCGAAUCUGCUGCCCCAGGUUCGACUAGGUGUUUUCUAUGCAGCCGUUAGACUGGCAAGGUAUCUCAACUAUGAGAAUGCUGGGACAGUGGAGUUUCUCGUGGAAAAUGACCGGUUUUACUUUAUCGAGAUGAACCCCCAAAUUCAAGUCGAGCAUACAGUGACCGAAGAACUCCCUGGAAUUGAUAUCGUCGCCGCCCAGCUGCGUAUCGCUUGUGGCGCAAGCUUGGUUGAAUUAGGCCUGACGCAAAACCGGAUUUCUCAGCGUGGAUGCGCUCUGCAGUGCCGUAUCACCACUGAAAUCCCAUCAGAAGACGACAAUCCUGAGCUUCUUACCCCGGAACCAUCUCUUGACAGAGAGCAUAAAUUUCUACUCUCUCUUGCAGAUGCCUAUGUCAAUGGCAGCAGGAUCAAGGGUCAAGUGAAACCUCCCGGAGUGAAGGAUGACAUUGCAACCGGGCCGCUCUUUGACAGAAAGACGGGUGAGAAGUUGGACACCACAAAGCCAUGCCCCCAUGGAUGGCGGCAGGUGCUUCUGGAACGUGGACCACAGGAAUUCGCCAAAAUGAUCAGACGCCACAAACAAAUCCUAAUCACCGAUACAACUUGGCGAGAUGGCCAACAAUCACUCUUAGCAACCCGUGUGCGGACGAGGGACUUGGCGGCGAUAGCGAUCCAUACGAGCCAUGCUUACAGUGCAGCUUACAGUCUGGAGUGCUGGGGAGGGGCAACCUUUGAUGUUAUGCUUCGCUUUUUGUACGAGGACCCAUGGGAGCGCCUGCGGAGACUACGAAAAUUAGUUCCGAAUAUUCCGUUUCAGAUGCUACUAAGAAGCACCAAUGGAGUGGCAUAUUCUGCAUUACCAGAUAACGCUUUGUAUCACUUUGUGAAGCUCGCCAAGGAUACUGGGGUGGAUAUAUUCCGAGUCUUUGAUUCCCUGAACAACCUGGAGCACCUCGAGGUGGGCAUUCGCGCCGUUCUUGCUGCUGGCGGACUCGUGGAGGGUACUAUCAUCAACGCCGAAAAGAAACUGCGAAAAGCCAAUGUCCACGACGGUGAGGUGGCAGCACCUAUGUCUGGGAAUAUCAUCCGAGUGGUCGCUCAGAAUCAGAGCGAGGUCAAAGCCGGCGACGUGUUGUUGACGAUCGGUGCUAUGAAAAUGGAGGUCAAUGUCAGUUCAGAGGUCAGUGGCAGGGUUGAAGAUAUUUCAAUUGCCGCCGGAGAUUCUGUCGAGAAAGGUGAUAUGCUGUUGCGAAUAGUCCCAGUUCAGGUCAAUGGAAAUGGGGUCGCAAGCAAUGGAGUCGCAAAGAGUAACGGAAUCGCGAACGGCAAUGAGGUCACGAAUGGCAAUGGAGUUGCGAACGGUAGUGGAGUCGCAAUUGGCAAUGAAGUCACAAAUGGCAAUGGUGUCGCAAACGGAAAUGGAAUCGCGAAUGGCAACAGGGUAGCAAACAGCAACGGGGUCACGAACGGCAAUGGAGUCGCAAAUGACGAAGGCGUCACAAAUGGCAUGUUAAAGAACUAG